AUGAAAUAUGAAGUCAUCAGGCAAUUUUCCAAGAAUUACCUGGAAAAUUACUACGGCUUUAAGAAAGAUGAGGAGUCUUUCAUCUGGAAAAGUAAUAGUCCAAUAACCAAAAAAAUAAAAGAAAUGCAGAAAUUCCUUGGGCUGGAAGUGACAGGGAAACCAGAUUCUGGCACUUUGGACCUAGUAUAGAAACGUCGCUCUGGAUUCCGUGAUGUAGCUGGAUUCUCCACCUUUGCAGGAGAGCCAAAAUGGGCAAAACAAGUUCUGACAUACAGAUUACUAAACUCUACACCUGACCUUCACCCAGCAGAUGUCAAUGCAGCAAUCAAGAAAGCAUUCAGCAUUUGGAGCAGUGUGACCCCACUGAAAUUCGUCACGAAGGACAGAGGUGAUGCAGACAUAAUGAUCUCCUUUGCAGCUGGAGGUCACAAUGAUUUCCUCCCCUUUGAUGGCCCAGGAGGGUCUGUUGCUCAUGCCUAUGCACCCGGAAAGGACCUUGGUGGAGAUGCACAUUUCGACAAGGAUGAAACCUGGAUCAAAAGCACAGAGGGUACGAACCUGUUUUAUGUGGCUGCCCAUGAGUUUGGACAUUCACUUGGACUUUUCCAUUCCAAAGACCCCAAUGCUCUGAUGUACCCAGUUUAUAGGAAAUUUGACCCUUCAGUAUUCCCUCUUCAUCAGGAUGAUAUUAAGGGCAUUCAGUACCUCUAUGGACCUUCUACUACCUACAAUGACCAAAGUGAGUCUGCUGAGAUAAAGGACCCAACUGAGUCAAAAGAGCCUGCAUUGCCAAACACCUGUAGCCCUGAUUUAACUUUUGAUGCUGUCACCACUUUCCGUGGGGAAACAAUGUUUUUUAAAGACACCCUGUACUAUAUUUACAUCAGGCAUUUUUGGCACAAACAUCCUGCAGUAAGAGAAGUUGAUUUUCAUUUUGUAUCUUCAUUCUGGCCAUGGCUGCCCUCUGGUGUUGAUGCUGCAUAUGAAAUCCCUGAAAAAGAUGAAACUCACCUUUUUAAAGGAACUGAAUUCUGGGUUGUGAGAGGAGAUACCAUAUUACGUGGAUACCCCAAAAAACUCUACAUCCUGAGAUUUUCAAAGGAUGUUGCCAAAAUUGAUGCUGGUUUUUACAGUAGAAAUAAGGGGAAAACAUAUUACUUCAUAGGGGACAGAUUUUGGAGUUAUAAUCAAAGAAAUGAGUCCAUGGACAGGAAGCCCAGACUGAUAAAAGAUGCAUUUCCAGGAAUUAAUGGGAAAGUUGAUGCUGUUUUUCAACAUGAAAACAUCCUUUAUUUCUUUCAUAGAAGAAAGCAAUUCGAGUUUGACUUUGAUAAGAAGAGAGUUACACGCCUCCUAAAGACAAACUUCUGGUUUCCAUGUUAGGAAAACAGAAUCUACAGUGGUGUAGGAGAUAAUGCAGUCUUAUUGCACUGGAAACACUUUUUCUUUUACAGUUAUACGGAACAUAUAGGUGCCUCAGAGUCAGUCAUCACACCUCAGCCCCUGCAUUUUCAUUGCGUGUUUCCGUAAUUAACAAAAGAACAGUAUUUACAAUACUACGGUGUGUGUAUAUAUAUA
Cygnus olor (mute swan) is the source of this 1578-nucleotide messenger RNA. Its product is annotated as stromelysin-1-like. The transcript has 10 exons. Gene Ontology annotation, biological process: proteolysis; extracellular matrix organization; collagen catabolic process. Gene Ontology annotation, cellular component: extracellular matrix. Gene Ontology annotation, molecular function: zinc ion binding; metalloendopeptidase activity. The record is from RefSeq and is a predicted model, not a curated record. Lineage: Eukaryota; Metazoa; Chordata; Aves; Anseriformes; Anatidae.